Molecule: messenger RNA, 2223 nt
Organism: Aegilops tauschii subsp. strangulata
Lineage: Eukaryota; Viridiplantae; Streptophyta; Magnoliopsida; Poales; Poaceae
Source: RefSeq, a predicted model, not a curated record
AUGGCGAUUGACCUCACCGAGUUCUUGGUUUCCAUCGGCAAGACUGUGUGGAAUAUAAUCCGGCUUGACGGCACCACCCACCGUGGACGCAGCGUAGAGCUGUGGGUGGUGCUGACGACGGUGCUGCUGCUGGCCAACUUCGCCGUCGAUUCCUUCGGGGCCCGGUUCUUCCCCAAGUGGUUCAUGAAAGCCACCGGCGAGUUCUUCGUGAUACUCAAUGCCUCCUCUGUGACCUACACCCUCGGGCUCAUGGAGCCUUCCAUGAAGCAAGGCGGCGGAGCCCUGAGCAACUUCUUCCACGUCUGGGCCGUCCUCAUCGUCACCAUGCAGUACAGCGUCCAGGUCGGCCGGCCGAUCAAGGGAAAGGAGCUUACCUUGGUCGACCUGAUAUCGUCCGUGUGGGCAGCCAACCUCCUCCGGCGCUCCAGUGCGGGGCUGAAAAUCAGGCUUCCCCUCUGCUUGAUCUUGUCCCUCAACGUGCUGCGCAUCGUCCGCUACUACUUGGACUCCAUCCGGGCGGCUGACGCGACCGCCCACAACAUGAAGCUGGUGAGCGACUACAUGGCGUCCUCGCGGCACACAGCCGCCAAUGCCCGCCCUGACACCAUGGCCGGGUAUAGGUACUUGGUCCAUGGAGAAGAGGAACAUGAGAUGGAGAUCCUAAGGUCCAAGGACGCCACGCCUGGGAAGGAUUGGGUGCCACCCGAGGACCUCAUCACUCUGGAGACGGUGUGGACCCGCCCUCACACCGAGGACAAGCUUCUGGGCAAGAACUCCAACGACAGGCACAAGUACAAGGACGUUUGCCUCUCCUUCGCUCUGUACAAGAUGCUGCGCCGCCGCUUCUUCGGUUUCCCCAUACCGGAAGCCAACAACUGCGGCACGAGUGAGCUCGUCUUCAAGGGCAUCCUCGAGGAAACGGACGACUACGAGAGGGCGUUUCGCGUCACCGAGGUAGAGCUGUCCUUCCUCGGCGACUUCUCCUACGGCAAGCAUGCGGUCGUGUUCGCCGCCGGCUUCCCUGUCGUCCGGCUGCUGCUAUCUGUCCUCAUGAUAGUGUCCCUUGUAUACACGGUCUACGCUAUCCGCGACAUACCUAGCGCCGGCACAUAUGCCACCGCUGACGAGCAGCUCGCCAGGGUUACUCAUGGAGUGGGCGUCACCCGCUGGAUCAUCGCCAUCAUCACCUACAGAGAGCUCUGGGAGAUCCGUAUCUAUGUGUGGUCGCAGUGGACAAGGGUGGUGAUCAUCUGCCACUACGUUCGGCUGCUGCCACAGCAAGGGUGUAUCUCGAUGCUGAAGCGCUUGGUGAUGGAGAAGGCGGCGAGGUUCCUGUUCAGGCACGUCGGGAGGAGCUGUUGGAAUCAAGAGAUCCAACAGUACAACCUAAUUUUAGAAAGCGUGAAUUGGCGAGACGACGACAAGAUGAAGCUGCGGACCCGGGUGAAAAAUGUGAAGCUGCAGGCCGAGGUGAAGAAGGCGCUGCUUGGGUCACUGAAGGCCCUGGAUCCUACCCUGAAUCUUCAACAUGGUUCGUUGGGGUCCUACCUGCAGAGAGCCUUCCAGGGCGACCACUGCAUCGCCAUCGAGAGUAUCCAUGGCCAGGGCGAGACCCACAAGAUUCUUGUUUGGCUGCUUUGGCAUGUCGCCACCGGCCUCUGCCAGAUCAAACUGUUGGAGACACAUACAACAACCGGGCAGCCAAAGUCCGUGUACUGUGAUCCCGGCAGCGAGUUCGUCGGAGGGACACGGCGGCCCGAGGGCUACGUCACUGCGAUGAGCCUGUCCAACUACUGCGCGUAUCUGGUCUCGCGGGCGCUGGUGCCAGACAAUGGUCUCGUCGCCAAGAAGGUCUUUGACGCCGUGCGAUGCGAGGCCCGUGAAAAAUUGACCAGCCACGAGAAACCGAUGGAGGUCUACGACGCCCUCAUGGCGAGAGCGAAGUUGCCGUCGAUCCUCAACAUUGGCGCGGAGCUGUCGAAGGAGGUCCAGUCGGCGUACGGCGACCCACAGACCCUCUGGGCGCAGCUGGCCAAGUUCUGGGCUGGGUAUCUCCUGCACCUGUCGGCCAACACGAGGGCGGGUAAGCAUCAGAUCCAUCUCCAAGGGGGCGGAGCAGAGCUGGCCACGCACCUGUGGGCUUUACUAUCCCACGCCGGCUUCCUCGGCAACAUCGCUCACGGCCAUCAAAUGCUUGACCCAGAAGACCUAGGGGAGGCCUAA